GGGAUAAGAAAAUCCGCAAUCCGUAACUCGCCAGAUUGAUGGUCUCAACUCCAGUACUCAACCCGUUUUUGUGCCGACUGUGGUCAUAGUAGCUAUGGCCGGAACCUGACGCCAAAAGGAAAAGCCUGUUCCUUUCGAUAGCUCAAAUGGCGUCUCUGUCUUCCUGCUUCGCCAUAUCUCCCUCAAAGUCCCGACGUAUUUCGUCUUCUCCUCGUCAUCGUCUAAUCUUCACGAGCUAUUCCUUCGCCAGAGUCCCAACACCCCGACCGGCGGUGGCGCCUUUUCCUGGAGUUUCUUGCACAGUUCCGAACUUUCGGGCGUCGCGUCUCGUUGUGCGAUCCAGUAGCAUUGAUGUGACGACUCCAAUUAGGCCUGGUGCCGCCGUGGAGACUGACAAAUUACCGGCGGAUGUCAGGAACCGAACUAUGGACGCCGUUGAUGGGUGCGGAGGCAGGGUUACGUUGGGUGACGUGGCGAGCAGAGCUGGGCUUAAGUUAAAUGAAGCUCAGAAGGCUCUGCAGGCUCUCGCUGCUGAUACUGAUGGCUUUCUGGAGAUGGUUCCAAACAGGUUUCAGAUGAAGGAGACGUGCUUUAUGUUUUUCCAAAGGAUUAUCGCACAAAGCUUGCUGCCAAGUCGUUUAGAUUGAAAAUUGAACCACUGGUCGAGAAGACAAAGAGCACGGCUGAGUAUCUCAUCAGGGUGUCCUUUGGGACAGCUCUAGUUGCUUCAGUAGUAGUGGUUUAUACUACAAUAAUACUUCUUCUUUCGAGUAGAAGUGAUGACGACAGACGUGAAAGACGCAGCAGUAGAUCAUAUGGUUCAGGAUUCAAUAUUUACUUUAAUCCUAUAGAUUUAUUCAGGAUUUGGGAUCCAUAUUAUUACAGGAGGCGGAGACAACAAGUUGAUGUCAAUGAAAAUAUGAACUUCCUUGAAUCUAUCUUCUCAUUUGUAUUUGGUGAUGGCGAUCCAAAUCAAGGACUAGAAGAAGAGAGGUGGAAGUUGAUCGGGAAAUACAUUUCUUCUAAUGGUGGUGUUGUGACAGCUGAGGAACUUGCUCCUUAUCUGGAUUUACGAACUACUGACAUGUUUCAGAAUGAUGAAUCAUAUGUCUUACCCGUUCUCCUUAAGUUUGAUGGCCAACCAGAAAUUGAUGAAGAGGGCAAUAUCCUGUAUCGAUUUCCUUCACUUCAGCGAACAGCAUCUUCCCAAAGAAGCGGUAGGAAGGAGUACGUGGGAAAGAGUAAACGAUGGGCAGAUUGGGUUGGAGGAAUUCAGAACUAUCUCGAGGAAAAGAAAUUGGAAUUCAGUAAAACCAAUGCAUCGGAAAGAGCAUUGGUCAUCGGGUUGGGUGGGCUCAAUCUAUUUGGAGUUGUUGUUCUUGGGGCCAUGAUGAAGGAGAUGACUAUUAAUCAAGGUGGAUGGAUUCAAUUUGUUAGAUCCAUCUUUCCACUACUCCAGGUGUAUGCAGGUUCUUUCUUUGCAAUCCCUUUGGUUCGUUGGUUCCUUGUCUCCAAGAGCAAUGCUGAGAUAGAAAAGAGAAACAGAUUGAGGAAAGAAUUUGCCAAAGUGCUCGAACUGCCUGAUAUUUCAUUAAGACGAAAGAUUCUUAGUGCUCGGGAUAUGGCCCAGAAAACAGUGAUAGGACAGGAUCGCAUAGUCUACAGUACCGAAAGAGAUAUAAUCGAGCAGAACGUCGAGGCUGAAGAUUGGGAACGGAGGUUUAGAGAAAUUGAGAAUAAGCCAGAGUAGAAUGUUUGUGCCAAUUUCCUGGUGGUCGACUUUUUCAUUUGAUUUGAAUCAGGAAAUUCCACGACCUACAGUAACUUUUGUGUAUAUUCAACCUCCCAUUUGCGUGGGAAUAGACAAUAGUCAGGUGCUCAAUUAUUGUAAGUUUGUAACUAUUGGGCACAUUCCUUACAUAAGAAAGUUAAAACGCAAUUCAUGGUUAAUCUAUUCGACUUGAUAACUAUGAGAGG
Messenger RNA from Linum tenue, 1977 nucleotides. Lineage: Eukaryota; Viridiplantae; Streptophyta; Magnoliopsida; Malpighiales; Linaceae. The record is from the annotation of a GenBank genome assembly.